GUCCAGGUCCAUUCUAGAAGUUCCCCGUCCACCUGCACUUCUCGUGCAUUGUGAAUGCAUUGCCCUAUUAUUUAUUGUUAGGAGUGGGGUCAUCAACCCCCAAACUUGCAAGCGGUGUUGCAAGCGGUGUCGGGUCUAGUCCUCUUGGAGACGCCAAAUGAUCCCACUUCGUGCGCCACAAGGCGUUAGGUAUACGCAACAAAUAGAUCGAAGCCAGCAGGUGCUCCCGCAGCUUCGCUCGCGUGCUCCGCAAUCGGUAUCGCACGUCGCCGGCUCGCGGCGCGCUGUCAGCAGGCGGUCUGUCCGCGCCUUCGCUUGGGGAACUCCAAAAACGACGGGCCCGGCGCCAGGCGAAGUGCUCGGCAAGGAUUAUGACCAGAAAAUCCCCAGCUAUAAUAAGGGGCGCCGCGCGGGCAUUCUGCUGCACCCCACCUCUCUCCCGGGGCCGUACGGCAUUGGCGAUAUUGGUGAUGAGGCCAAGCGCUUCGUCGACUGGCUCGCCGACCACGGCAUGCAGUGCUGGCAGCUGCUGCCGCUGGUGCCCCCGGACCCCAUGUACUACUCCCCCUACUCGGGCACGGACGCCAACUGCGGCAACCCCCUUGUGGUGAGCAUUGAGGAGCUCAUCAAGGACGGACUGCUGGAGUUCUCGGAGACGCCCCCGCGCGUGCCCAUCGCCGACGUUGACUAUCCCGCUGUGGCCGCGGCCAAGCUGCCCCUGCUCAAGCGCGCGGCGCAGCGGCUGCUUAAGGAGGACCGCUUCACGCGGCUGCGGGAGGAAUACCUCAAGUACCGCAAAGAGCACCCCUGGGUGGAGGACAGCGCGCUGUUUGAUGUGGCGCGCAACCUGCCGGAGCUGAGCCAGUUGGCGUGGUGGCAGUGGCCGGAGCCGUUGCGGCUGCGGCAGAAGGAGGCGCUCAAGGAGUUCCGGGAGACAAACAAGGACGCAAUUGACGAGUUCGUUGUGAUCCAGUACUUCUUCGAGAAGCAGUGGAAGGCGAUCCGGUCCUACGCGAACGGCAAGGGCAUCAAACUCAUCGGCGACAUGCCCAUCUACGUGGGCGGCCACAGCGCAGAUGUGUGGGCCAACCGCCACCUGUUCGAGCUGAACGAGGCGGGCCUGCCCGAGCAGGUCAGCGGAGUGCCGCCGGACGCCUUCUCAGCAACGGGCCAGCUGUGGGGCAGCCCGCUUUACAAGUGGCCGGCCCACAAGAAGGAGGGCUUCAAGUGGUGGACGGCGCGCAUGGCCCGGACCCUGGAGCUGUACGACGAGUGCCGCAUCGACCACUUCCGUGGCUUCGCAGGCUACUGGAGCGUGGACGCCAACGAGACCACCGCCAUGAACGGCAACUGGCGCCAGGGCCCUGGGCUGGAGCUGUUCACGGCCAUGAAGAAGGCGCUGGGGGCGGUGCCCAUCCUGGCUGAGGACCUGGGCGUCAUCACCACGGACGUGGUGGCGCUGCGCGAGGCCAUCGGCGCUCCGGGCAUGGUGGUGCUGCAGUUCGCCUGGGGCGGCGGCCCCGGCAAUGUGCACCUGCCGCACAACCACUACGAGAACUGCUUCGUGUACCCGGGCACCCACGACAACGAGACGGCGGUGGGCUGGUUCCGCGGCUCCGCCAACGACACGGACAAGUCCUACAUCAAGAGCUACCUGCGCACGGACGGCGGCGACAUCGCCUGGGACUUCAUCCGCGCCUGCAUGGCGGCGGUGCCACGCACGUGCGUCAUCAUGAUGCAGGACGUGAUGCGGCUGGACAACACGGCUCGCAUGAACACGCCCGGCACGGCCGCCGGGAACUGGCGUUGGCGCAUGGGCGAUGGCAACGUGUGGAACUCGCUCAAGAAGGAGGGCGAGGACCUGCGGAAGGUGGCACACGACACGAACCGCCUGCCCAAGCCCAAGGCGUGAACCGAUUGAAUGAGCGGGACUGAGCGCGCACAGUUGCAUCUGCAGUCGCAUAUGUGCUCAUGACACGCGUGCAGCGUGCAAGGGAUUAAUGAGCUUUGGAUACUGGCUUCGAGCGAGUAGGUGUAGGGGUGCGUUUCUGUGGGGAGAAAUAGGUGAGACAGGACAUCAAAGCAUCUGCAUGGCACGCUGAGCGAAGGUUGUGUAGUGAGGUAGUGAGGUAGGCCGCCCUUACAGCCGGCGCCCACGCCGUGGCCGCGCGCGCGAGGACCACUCAAAAGUGCCCCGUCCCAGACCUGCUGGACUCAGCCCCAUCUUUGGCUGACUGGCCUUAAUCUUGCGACAAGGCGGGCUGCUGCUGCAAACGCGCUACUCCUGCGCUUAGAGCACGGUCAUUGCUGCGUUACCAGGGCAAUGCGCCAGCGGCAACAUGGGGACAGGACAUCUGCAAUCAUGUGGUUGGAUGUUAAACCUGCCUCGCCCUACUAAAUAUCUUCCUUUAUCAAAGAUGGUGCAACACCUCAGGCUCUCGCACGGCGACGUAUUCCUAGGUAGCGGCGGCCCCUCGGGUCUGUCCUGGGACCACAACUGGAGUUUGUUGCUUUCUGCUGGUCUCUGCACCGCUCGCACCUCUCCGGUCUGGCACGCCCCUGUGCAGCACGAGUCCCUA
Chlamydomonas reinhardtii is the source of this 2579-nucleotide messenger RNA. RefSeq lists its product as uncharacterized. Gene Ontology annotation, molecular function: 4-alpha-glucanotransferase activity. Gene Ontology annotation, biological process: carbohydrate metabolic process. The coding region runs from base 158 to 1912 and encodes 584 amino acids. NCBI's taxonomy places the organism in Eukaryota, Viridiplantae, Chlorophyta, Chlorophyceae, Chlamydomonadales, Chlamydomonadaceae. The transcript is spliced from 6 exons. The record is from RefSeq and is a predicted model, not a curated record.